GAGAAAAUAUUAAUAUUUCUUUUAAACUGCUGUUUUUAAACUAAUAUGUCUUCAUGAGAAGUAUGUAAACACAUACGUCUCAUGAAGACUUUAUAUGCAGCAGAUUGUAGUGUAAAGAUUCCAGUCCUUAAUUGAUAAUUUUGCCCGAUUCAUAUCAAUAUUUAUAGAAACACCGAAAUAACGACAUAGAGGAAAGUCUCGUAAAAUAAACUUAUCAUAAUUUGUAACGCAUUGUCUGGUUUGAACAAAGAUAAACAUUUAAGUACAUUUAAUGUGGAUUCAUACUUAAAAUCCAAUAUUUAUUGAGAGCAUAAAGUCAUCACCGUCAGUUUAAUCACGAAACAACACUCAAUCAGGCCAAUACAAAACUAUGAAUUCAAAUUUAAUAGCAACUCAGCGUUGGCUUUUAAAAUUAAACUUUGCUGCAUUCCCGGCAAAUCAGUGAAAAUCGAAUUACAUCACUCCAGAACUUCUUGUUAUGAAAGAUAACAGGAAAAUUGAAUUUAUUUUAUUAUUUUAUUUUAUAGUGGACAAUUAUAUAGCAAUUUCUAUUCUGUUACAAAUAUAUAACGUAUAUGUAUGUAUCGAAAAGUCUAAAAUACCACCAUCGCCUGGAAUAUGGCCUGAAUUGAAUAUAAGUCUUUUUUUUAUAAAACUCUUGUAUGAUGUUGUUACUUUUUGUAAACGGCAAUUAAUUGUUUCUAAAAAUGGUCAGAUUUCGAACUUUACUUGUCAUCAAAAUUGUUUACUUUUAAAAAUAAAAAAUAAAUAUUAAACCGGUCUCAAUAAUGGUACAAAAUAUCUAUGUAUUAUUUGGAAAAUAAAACAUAAUAACGUUUUCAAAUAUAUAUUUGGGUAAUGAGCUUUUGAUUACAUGCAAUAUGUAAAUCACGCGUAUCGUCAUAAACAACAUCAAGGUUAAACAAAGACGCUAUAUAAUAGUAUAUUUUUGGAUAUUCACAAAUGAACUCACAAUAUUCCUAAUAAGUCUAGUAUGUUCAAUAAUAAACUUAUUCUUGUAAACCUAUUUGUAAUUUGAAAUGUACGUAAUAUUUAUAUUUCAUGGAUUAAAUACAUAUUUUCGAUAAUUCUGAAUGUCAAUAGCCUCUCUGGGAUAAACACCGCUUGCCAUUUGUAUACCAAAAUGUGGUUAUUUACUCAUUUUGCCAAUGCCUAAACUAAUGAUAAAACACAUUUACGAGUCAUUUGUAAAUAUUUUCUGGCCAUAAAUAAUUAUGUAUAUAUAACAUUUGAAAAAAAAAGGAAUAAAAAAAAACAUAUGUGUGGGUGCUGUUCAAAAUACAGUGCAAUGACUUUUGGCAGUUUUAGUUGAUGAUAGUUGUUUGGAACGCCAAGAUGAUGGGAAGAUAUGAUCGACGGGUUCUCUCUAUAGUCUUCAGUACUCUGCUGCUGGGACGUGCUAUAGCAGCUCGAGGUCACACAGAGGUGAAGGUGGAACUUCAGAUUGAAAGGUGGGCGGCUCGUGGCGGCUCUGUCCGUCUCCGCUGCGUCCACGACGUGCCUCCUCACUUGCUGGAUAAGGUCGUUUUCCUUCGACAUGGCACCAAAAUCUUUCAAUACAUCAGGAACAGGAAGCCGCCGUACAGAAACUUCACAACACCUGGAGCUGUUCUUAAUAUCGCUUUAGCGACAGAGAAUUCAAUCACUCUCCAGAACCUGGAUUUUGCUGCCAGUGGUAGCUACUCCUGCGAAGUAUCCUUGGACACACCGAUAUACACGAAGGCUUCUAGUGAAAAACAACUCACCGUAUUUCAUCCUCAGAAGCACCAUCCACGAAUCGACUUUCCAACUCGCUACUUGAGCUUCGGUGAAACGCUAAAAGCGAAUUGCACAACCGCCCCCGCUCUGCCGGCUCCACAUAUCACAUGGUUUAUUAAUGGACAAAAGAUGGAUGAGCUGGUUGCACAUUCUCACAAAUUCCGCGUCCCAAUGAGUGAGAAGAGUGGAAGACGAGGUCUUCAAAGACUGAUGAACCACGAGGUCAAUCAGACUUCACCACCACCAAUACUUGCCCUUACCCACGUAUCCCAUGUAGCGACAAGGCCCCCUGGUUGUCUCCUUAAAGAAUCUCAGAUGCCAGAUGAGGCGAACAUGGUGCAUGGUGUCAGUCGUCACAGGAGUCGUAGACCAGGUCGCGGUCGAGACUUGUAUGUGACGGUGUCUGAACUACAGCUGGUGGCCACCGGGAGACUGGAAGUCAGUUGUGUUAGCACAAUUCCCGAAUUUAGGAGCAUCGAGGACAAAUUCGCCGAUGUUAGGAACGACACCGUUAUUGUGGAUGUCAUACAGUCAACAGUAGCUGAGCCGUCUACAAACUACACAGUCGCUGAAACUAGCACAUCACGUAGUAGUAUAGUUUUAACGUCCCUUUAUUUUAACAUUAUCGUCAUAUUAAUUCAUAUAUUUUGAUAACGAGUUACGCCUUACUAUAAUUAAAAGGGCUGUGAUAUAAAAUUUUUACACAAACAACAAAAUGUGUCAAGAUUGUUCACUAUACGUCGUGGGUGUGAGAGAAUACGACCAAGAUUGCAUGAAUUGAAUGUAUUCGAUAUAAAAAAAUAUAUAUAUCAAAUCUGUACGCUUAGCACAUGUCUGCAUAGUUACACUACAUACGAAGCGUUCCUCGUUUCUCAUUUAAUAACCUACAUUAUAACAUAGUUUAAAAAAAUGAAAACGAAUAACUGACUAAGCUCCGUAUGUACGAUGCAUGCUUGUGCUAAACAUAUUGAAUAAUACAGUUGUGUGUUUAUUUUGUAAUUCAUAACCAAACAUAAAGAGAAAGAUAUUGUUCUAUAAAAGAAGUUUAUUUUUAACAUUUAUUUUUAUCGAGAGUUUAAUGAGUGUAGCAAAAUAAUAGCAUAAUUAUAAAGUUUUGCUUUUAAAUUUCAUCAAAAAGAUAUUCACAAAAUUAUUAUAUACUCUUAGAUCGGCAUAAGGUAAUUUAUUAAAGUGCUUAAAUGUAAAUUACCGUUAUCGUGCCUAGAUUUUAUUGAAAUCGCCAAAGUAAUACAUAUCAGUUUCUCUAGGGUAUGGAAAUAAAAUUACUUAUACAUAAUUAUCAUAAUGUUUUUGUUAGGCAAUAUCUUUUUUUUUUUUUUUUCAUCGCAUUUGUAACGCAACCGCGUUAAUAUACCUAUGACGAGAUACGCUUUAGCAGUUUUUACUAUUAAGGUAAAUAUACAAAAAUUAUAACUACUACUCAAAACAAUUAUAUGUAUAUAAGAACCUACUAAAUUUGUUUAUUAAAUUGCAAAGCAAAUAGAUCACUUGAUUUCUAUAGAGAAAUGCAAUAAACCGUUUAUAUUAUUUAAAAAUGGAUUUCUAAAUAAAACUAUGUACUUAUAUUUAGUAUAAGAUAGUAUACGAACUUGUAAAUAUAAAACAUUUUUAUCAAAUUCUAUAAAACUUUUUCUUGUCACUAUCCUAGAUAUCUUAAUGCUUAGAUUAUGAAGGAGUAUCAUUAAAUAGUAUUUUUAUUAAGACUUAAUAAUAUCUUAAAUUCAUAUUAGAAAAAUAAAUACUAUAAAUAUUUUUUGUCCAUAGUCAGAUACAUCGCUUAGUAAUGAUUGUAUUAUCCUAAUAAUUAAAGUUUAAAUUAUAAUUUAUAUAACCUUCUUAAUGAAUUUUAAAAAUAAUCAAGAUGGACAUGCACGCUGUUAUUUAAGCCUUAACCGAAAGGAUUUAACGCAGUUAGAACAUUAAAUAUAUAAAUUGCCAAAAUUUAAUAUAACUCGUCAUAACUAAAGAGAAUUUUCAUGGAUUACAUUAAUCUAUUUCAUUACUUGCUGUCAACCUUAUGAGCUUUUCUAUACUUACUGCCAAUAUCUCACUAUCUUUAUAUUAAGGACAACGAAUUUCGACCAAUUAAAUAUGAGGAGAACUACGAUCAUAAUGCCUUUCCGUCCAAGGCUGGAUAAUGAGGCUUCAUAUUGGCUUCAAAUGUUCUGGGUGAUGUGUAUUUGGAAUAAUAUCGAAUGAAAGGGGAACAUUUAUUGAAUCAUUGGUGUAAUUAGAAAAAUAUUUAGGUUAAAAUAUUGCAACAACACGUUUAUUUUAAACAUCCUAGAUAGAAUUAAUACAAUUUAAAUAGGUAUUAUUUUACUUACGUACAAACAAACAGACAUAUCAAUUUUAAGUGA
This is a messenger RNA of Danaus plexippus (monarch butterfly), 4160 nucleotides long. RefSeq lists its product as uncharacterized. NCBI's taxonomy places the organism in Eukaryota, Metazoa, Arthropoda, Insecta, Lepidoptera, Nymphalidae. The record is from RefSeq and is a predicted model, not a curated record. Bases 1333 to 2430 code for a protein of 365 amino acids. The transcript is spliced from 7 exons.